Fusarium mangiferae is the source of this 2712-nucleotide messenger RNA. RefSeq lists its product as uncharacterized. The transcript has a single exon. NCBI's taxonomy places the organism in Eukaryota, Fungi, Ascomycota, Sordariomycetes, Hypocreales, Nectriaceae. The record is from RefSeq and is a predicted model, not a curated record. Bases 1 to 2712 code for a protein of 903 amino acids. Gene Ontology annotation, biological process: carbohydrate metabolic process.
AUGUCUAGUCCUCAAGUUGCAAGGCUCAAGUUCGACCAUCACCACAAUGGCCUCGGUGUAGACACGUCUAGACCUCGACUCUCGUGGUCUUUUGAAACGUCGCCCUCAACAGCUUCAUCAUGGGUACAAACUCGUUAUGAAGUUGAGGUCACCUUGAACACAGGUGAUACUGAGGUAUUUACUAUCGAAGGUGAAAAAUCAGUUCUAGUACCAUGGCCAUCGAGGCAACUUUCGUCCCGCGAAUCUGCAUCGGUUCGAGUCAGGGUAUACGGUAAAAGCCUCGAGGAAGACUCUCCCAGGCUAGAGCCAAGCCCUUGGUCGACAGCUGCGACAGUUGAAACUGCUCUUUUUGAAACCAGCGACUUCAAAGCGAAUUUUAUCACCUCGGCCGAACGAAUUGGACCGUGCGGGCCGCUGCGACCGAUCCGGUUCUUCAAAGAGUUCACUUUACCGCCCGACAUAACGAUUAUUCCUCGUGCACGAUUAUAUAUAACAGCCCUUGGUGUAUUUGAAGCAACUAUCAACGGACAACGUGUCGGCAAUGAGGUCCUGGCCCCAGGUUGGACGAGCUACAACCAUCGCCUCAUUUACCGUAUCCAUGAUGUUACCUCGUUACUACUCCCAGGGAAGAAGAAUAUCAUCAGUGUCGAAGUUGCUGAGGGUUGGUAUGCAGGAAGACUCGGCUUCAAAGGUGGCAAGCGGUUCCGAUAUGGAGAUGAGCUGGGGUUAUUUGCUCAGCUCGAGGUCCAAGAUGCAGCUGGUGAAGUGCCUUGGGACCUUAUCUCAGACGAUACUUGGUCAUGCACCACGAGUCCAAUCGUUGCAAGUGAGCUUUACGAUGGCGAGGUUUACGAUAUGAAUCAUAUACCUCCAAAACCUCUGAAGACGAGACUUCUUCCGAGGCCAUCGGCUCGACUUUUAGCACCCGAUAUACCCCCUGUCCGUGUUACCGAGCCUAUCUCCUGCAAGCGUGUCUUUACCAGCCAGAGCGGCAAGACAAUCUUGGACUUUGGACAGAACCUCGUGGGCAAGCUCUUAGUAUCAAGUCUCCCUACCCAGAAGGACAAAUGCAUCACUUUUCGUCACGCUGAGGUUAUGGAAAACGGAGAGUUGGGAACACGACCACUUCGUGACGCAAAAUGUCGUGAUACCAUCAUUGGGUCUGGUGGGACGAUAUCGAAUUGGUCACCGAAGUUCACCUUCCACGGCUUCCGGUAUGUUGAGGUUGAAGGAUGGCCUGGUGAUGGUCCGUCGCCCGAGGACGUCCAAGCCGUUGUACUUCACACCGAUAUGGAACGACGAGGAUUCUUUGAGUGCUCCAACCCUUAUGUGAACCAACUCCACAAGAACAUCGUCUGGUCAAUGCGUGGCAACUUUCUUUCUCUACCAACAGAUUGCCCGCAGCGAGAUGAGCGUCUUGGGUGGACCGGCGAUCUGCAAGUGUUCUGCCCAACGGCGACAUACCUCUACGAUACUCUAGGUAUCCUCAGUAAUUGGUUACAAGAUGUGUCAGCAGAGCAACUGGAAGAAGGCAAGGGCGGUAUCCCCCCUCUUGUGUGCCCCAACGCCAUAAGUUCUAAUUGGCCUCAUAUGGCUCAAGCAAUAUGGGAUGAUGUCACGGUCUUAGCUCCCGAAGCGUUAUAUCAGUAUAGCUCAGAUAAACAUCUACUGGAGAGACAGUUUGAGAGUAUGUAUGCGUGGCUUGAGCAAGGUGUUGAUAGAGCUCCAGAUGGACUUUGGAACCCAGAUAAGUGGCAGCUAGCAGAUUGGUUAGAUCCCAGCGCGCCACCUGAGGAUCCUGGAAACGGACGAACUGACAGCAUUCUCGUCGCUAAUGCGUACCUUGUUCAUACGACACUGGUCUUUUCCAAGCUUUGCUCUGUUCUUGGACAGUCAAAGCUAGCUACCAAGUUUGCCCAAGAUGGGCAACGACUCAAGGCCCUCUUCCAGCGAAGAUACAUCACAGCAGAAGGCAACCUCAUGUCAACAUCUCAAACAGGCCUUGGCCUCGCCAUAAGAUUCGGUCUUUAUCCUGAAAAUGAUGAACAACGCAAAACUGCUGGGAAAGCUCUCGAUCGCCUCGUCCGCACCGCUCGCUUCCAUAUCAGCACAGGUUUCGCAGGAACACCAGUUAUUUCCCAUGCACUGUCUGAGAUUGGCCGCUCACAACUAGCAUAUCGUAUGCUGCUGGAGACGACGUGCCCCAGUUGGUUAUACGCCGUGGUAUCGCAUGAUGCGACGACCGUCUGGGAACGUUGGGAUAGCAUGUUGCCUGAUGGACGCAUCAAUCCUGGUCAGAUGACGAGUUUCAACCACUAUGCUCUUGGGGCCGUGGGCGAUUGGCUUCAUGGGACAGUCGGCGGGAUUGCACCCCGUGAACCAGGGUGGCGCGUCAUUCGUGUUCGCCCUAUUCCCGGGGGGAAUAUCACCAGUGCCAAGGUAUCGUUUAAUGGACCUUAUGGACUUGUUGCAUGUGAAUGGAAGCAUGAGGGUCAAAGGUUUAGUAUGUUGCUGACCAUUCCUCCCAAUUGUUCAGCUCUAGUCACUCUGCCUUCAGAGGUGCGAAGAGACUUUAGCUGUGAGGUGGAGGCGACUAGAAUUCUUUACUCUGGUCAUCACUCGCUGGAAUGCGAAUUUGACGCUGGGGAAUGGCCGUCUAAGCCAAUGGUUGCAGCUAACCAACCCAUGCCUGUAGAUAGUAUCGCUAGGUAG